This is a messenger RNA of Anopheles stephensi (Asian malaria mosquito), 2068 nucleotides long. RefSeq names its product sideroflexin-1-3 (gene Sfxn1-3). Gene Ontology annotation, molecular function: monoatomic ion transmembrane transporter activity. Gene Ontology annotation, biological process: monoatomic ion transport; serine import into mitochondrion. Lineage: Eukaryota; Metazoa; Arthropoda; Insecta; Diptera; Culicidae. The transcript is spliced from 5 exons. The coding region runs from base 701 to 1669 and encodes 322 amino acids. The record is from RefSeq and is a predicted model, not a curated record. Gene Ontology annotation, cellular component: mitochondrial inner membrane.
AGUGGUUUCCAAGAAAGAGAUGCAUUUAGGUAAAACUGCACUGCUCUGCACAAAAUUUGUUCAGUAAUCGUUCACGAUAAAAGAGAUACGGUAAUUGAAGUGUCUCACUGAAGAAUGAGUGGUUUUGUUCCAAAAUUUUAGCUAAUCUUCUCGCUCUAUUAUCUGUCAAAUCGUAAAACAAAAAAAUAACAAACAGACCGGACCCGUCCUGACCGCUGAUAGCACAAACAAUCGCCGCAACAGACUAUCCGGACGCGAAAUCAGAAGCUGUCCAUCUUCUACACUCCUCGCACGGGUCCCCCCUUGCGUAGAACUUUACUGCCGCCGGUCGCCGGGUUCGGGUUUGUGGGGGUCGGAAUGCUAAUUUAAUGUAACUGUAUGAGGGAUGGUCGUGUGCGUGCCAUUGGAUUCGUCUGUACCUCUCAGCCACACCGUCGUAACCACUCGUGCUUAUCAGUGAACGACAGUGAAGUGAAGAGCACCAGUUAGUCCAGCAGACCGAAAGCGAACCGCAACUUUGAUCACGAUCGAAACGUCGUUAGUGCUUCAACGAAAUCCGCCUUCGAAAGGUGUGUGUGCAGAAGGGUAGCAGACAGCCCAGUCAGGCCCACUGAGAUCGUCCCACCCCUCUCACCAGGCUACCGAGCUUACAUAAUCAUCCAUCGGUUGUACUGAAACUUGUCACCUCCGCAGUGUUACCAUGGCAAUCGAACUACCUCGCGUUAAUCUAGACGAACCGCGCUACGACCAAAGUACCUACCUGAACCGUGCCAAGCAUUUUCUUAUCGUGACCAAUCCACUGAAUGCUUUCGCUACCGAGGAGCAGCUAGACCGGGCCGCCCGAAUUGUGCGCGACUAUCGCGCCGGUAAACCCGUCCCAGAUGUCACCAGUGUCGAUGAGCUGUGGAGCGCCAAAUAUCUGUACGAUAGUGCGUUCCACCCGGAUACGGGCGAGAAGAUGCUGCUCGUCGGUCGCAUGUCGGCCCAGGUCCCAAUGAACAUGACCAUCACGGGGUGCAUGAUGACGUUCUACAAGUCGACACCCGCCGUCAUCUUCUGGCAGUGGUUCAACCAGUCGUUCAAUGCGGUGGUCAACUACACGAACCGCUCCGGUGCGUCACCGAUCAGCCAGGAGCAGUUGCUCACCUCGUACUGCAUGGCAACAGGUGGCGCCCUGGUGACUGCACUUUCGCUUAAUCGUCUCGUACGGAAUGCUCCUCCGCUGGUCGGACGUCUCGUGCCGCUUGCCGCUGUAGCCGCCGCCAAUUGCAUUAACAUUCCGCUGAUGCGCAUACAGGAAAUCAAAAACGGCGUUACCCUGCUGGAUAAGGAUGGAAAUGAACUGGGUCAAUCGGUCCGGGCAGCGAAGGAAGGCAUAUCCGCCGUCACUUUCAGUCGUAUCCUGAUGGCCAUGCCUGGAAUGGUCUUCACUCCGGUGCUGAUGAAUACGCUUGAAAAGCGCGGCUUCCUGCGACGCUUCCCGUGGGCAAAUGCACCGAUACAGACGCUCUUCUGUGGGUUGUGUCUCACGUUCGCCACCCCGCUCUGCUGCGCGCUGUUCAGUCAGAAGGCGUCGAUCAACGUGGCCAGCCUCGAGGAGGAUUUGCGCGAGAAGCUACGCAAAGAACGGCCCGAGCUCGAUGUCGUGUACUACAACAAGGGUCUGUAGAUCGAGAACGCUGCUAAGAUCGGGGCGGUCGCACGAAACCGAUCGUUUGCCGUUUGGAUCCGUUUGCAUUUAGUACAAUGAGCUUUUAUGCCCGUUCGAUUCGGACAAAUCCGAACAGUUUGCACGUUUAUUCGACUCACCACACUCCACUUGCUGCCAUAUUAUUGCGUCAAUCAAGACUUCUCUUCAUCCUUAAGCGUGCCAGCGCCAGUCCCAUACAGUAAAAACAAAAUAAUUACUUGUAUAUGUGUGUGUGUGCGUGUGUGAGGGCACGCGUGUAUGACAAUAAAUGUAGGACACUAUCUUCGUAUACUCACAAACCGCAAGCGUCUGUUUAGCUGGAUGAUGUGGUAGAUCUUUAUCAUAUGGCACAAAUAUACGCCUGGUUGUAACAAAGAA